This is a messenger RNA of Capsicum annuum, 477 nucleotides long. RefSeq lists its product as uncharacterized. The record is from RefSeq and is a predicted model, not a curated record. The transcript has 3 exons. NCBI's taxonomy places the organism in Eukaryota, Viridiplantae, Streptophyta, Magnoliopsida, Solanales, Solanaceae. The coding region runs from base 1 to 477 and encodes 158 amino acids.
AUGGAAGUAUUUAUUGGACUUGUUCAUGUUAAAGAUACUAGUGCUUUGUCUCUAAAGAAAGCAAUUGUGGAUGUACUUGCUCACCAUUCUUUAACUUUAGCUUAUGUACGAGGGCAAUGUUAUGAUGGGGCAAGCAAUAUGCAAGGAAUCACAAAUGAUCUUAAUGUGUUAUUACAGAAAAAGGAACAGGAUAUUGCUAAUGCCAUGAUUCUUUUACAAGAACUUAAUGACCGUUUUAGUGAGGUGACAAGUGAUUUGCUUAAUGAUGUAGCUUGCUUGAAUCCAAUUGAUACAUUUUUUAGUUUUGACAUCCAAAAGAUAUUGAUGAUGGCUAAAUUAUAUCCUGAUGACUUUGAUAAGUUCAACAUGAGGGUUCUUGAGAAUCAACUUGUUAAUUAUAUUAUUGAUGUUCGUGAUAUUGAUAAAAGAUUCUCCAAUUUAGACGGACUUGGAGAACUUUCAAGAAAGUUGGUUUAA